AUGGCAGAGUUUAUAAGGGAUUACAGUAUACUGGCCCAUAAGCGAGAAACUUCUGCUGUUCAAGGAGUCAUCAUUGAUUACCCAGCAUACGUUUUGGUCUUCUUAAUUCAUGUCCUUGCUUGGAACAAUGACUUCCCAAUUGAAGUCUGUCCAGAUGAAAAAGUUUAUGCUGACCUGUGCAGUCCACUUUUCAUUAUCCUGCAAGCAUUACUUGACAUCAAUAUUGUUGAUGGUGACCUGGACAUUGUUAAUCAUGCUGUCCUACAUAUAGUUAGUAUUUUUCGAGCAAUCAGAAAGGUUGAGGAUGCUGUUGAUGCGCAGAUGACAACUAAGCUGCAUAUGCUGGCUGAAAUUGGGAUAUUUACUUUAAAUAAAUUAAAUCAUGGUGGAAUUCCUGUAUUGCAAACACCUGGACAAAUUUUAUUGCCUUCAUCAUUAUAUAGAGUGAGUCUUUUUAAGAAUGAUGUAAGCUUUCUUGAGGGAUUUCCAUCUUUGCUUCACACAGAAACAAGUUCAAAAUGUCCGAAGUCAUUUUUUGAUGAAAAUUUUCUAAGUAGAGUCUUUCACGCACUCAAGGAAUUCACUCUGGCUCAUGUAUAUGCUCAAAAGACAGCAAAAACACUUCCUAAGCAUGUUCAUAAAGGUCAACAAGAUGUUAAAAAGUCUAAUAUUAAUAUUUAUGGUGUACUGGACUUGGCAUCUAGCAAACGAGAUGAUUUGUCAAGAAGAGAAAUAGCAAAUGUUAAAACUGCGAAGCCAAACAUCCCUUCGGUGAAAAGGAGAAAAUGUGUGCCUGUGUCUACUUCUGGAUCUGUUGGUUUGCAUGAAUGCUCUACGAUUGAGAAGCAACAAAAAUUACCAACAAUAGAGAGAAACAUGCUUUCGUCAAUUGAUUCUGUGUGCUCUAAGGGUUCUCUGCAUGAAUCACAUGUGCCAACCCGAAAAUCAAAAAGAGUUGCUGCUUCUUUGUCGGAGAAUGCUGUGACAAGUAGCAAACGUACUUUUGAACCUCUCAAAUGUCCUAGAACCAAACGGAAAGAUACAUGUGGCUCAAAGAAACAGGAUAUAUUGGAAGAUGUUUCAAAUAAAAAUAAUUUCAGCCUCCGUGAACCUAGUGAAUAUCCUUCUCCUGGUAGUAUAAAGGCUGCAGUUACAGGACGCAUUGCCACCGAAGAGGAAACACCACCGAAUAAAGAAAAUACAAAUGUAAAUGCAAGGGGAAAACGCAUGGAGACAUCAGCUUCAGAAGUUGUCAGUACACAUGCAAAUGCUGUUAGAAGAGCAAGACGGAAACUGUAA
Sphenostylis stenocarpa is the source of this 1299-nucleotide messenger RNA. The record is from the annotation of a GenBank genome assembly. Lineage: Eukaryota; Viridiplantae; Streptophyta; Magnoliopsida; Fabales; Fabaceae.